GCGUAUUGUUUUCGAAGGAGUGGAGUAUACGAUGAUCGAGGUCGCCGAACGUCUUAUGCCGUGUUUAUUUUUAUGGUCUUUUUGUUGAAAUUUUGGUUGAAAGAAAAGAGUAGCAAUUCACCACGCUGCUGAGUCAGAUCCAUUUUCUCUAAACGUCACCUUACGGUGUGAUUGACAUUGGCGGGGAAAUCCUGUGUUCAUUCAGUUCGUUUUUCCCUUCGCGUUGAAGUCACGACGAGAUUGGAAACCGAAAAAAGGGCGGGAGGAGUCGAGAUGAUGAUCAAAACGGUGAUCACCACCGAUCCAAAAACGAUUUAAGCUAGCCCAUCCCGCGUGGGCUAACGAGACAGGAACACAAAAAUGUGGCGCUGCGGUUAUGCUACGACGAAGGAAACCGCCUCGUUUGGUUUGGUACUCGUUUUGGGACUGAGACUCCGUCGAGCAAUAUGAACGGGUACUACUUUGAAAGCGUCGUUUACGAGCCAGACUGAGGAAUUUGAAAACGAGAGAGAGAGAGAAAGAGAGAGAGGCAGCAGAAGAGAUUCGUAGAGUCGAGAGAGAGAGAGACGUACCAAACCCAAUGCAUUCCACUCUGACGGGAAGUGUCAUCGAGCAUUGUUCGUUCUUGCAUGGCUGGUUCUAAAGACAGAAUAAUAAUAAUUGCAUGCAUAGUACCCAGCAGUGGUGGUUUGUGAGUGAGAAGUUGUGGUGCCUUUUUUGGUGCGAAAGGACAUGAGGACAUUGUCGCAUAUUUUCGCGUGAGAGUUUAGGAUUGUCAGUUGGCGACACUUUCUCAAAGUUUAAGGGAGCAUGGGCGUGGACUGGAAAGGGCGUAAGUUGAAAGUGACAGGGCGGUCAGGGUGAGCCAUACAUACCGCUGAAAUUGAUUUAGGAACAGAGAUCGCUCUCCAGCCGCAAUUAGGACCCCCAUAGGACGAGUGAUGACCCGGCAUCUGACCGGGGCUGCUGUCCUCAGUUUGUGUCUGGCGCUGAGAGCAGUCGUGGCAGGACACGCCGAUGACGACUGUCACAGGUUUAAGGAACAAGAACUCCAGUCCCACCCAUUUCUCGCCAGCAUCAUCCCUUGCACUUAUGUCAAAGAGUACCGCCCCCCCACCGAGCGUGGCAAACCCGUUCAGGUCGAAUUUACAAUGUAUAUUCAGGAUAUAAAUUCCAUCAAUGCGGCUGAUAUGGAUUUCAGAAUUGACCUGUUCUUGCACAUGACCUGGGAAGACCCUCGCCUCAACUUGACCAGAAUCAACUUCGUGGAAGGAAGGCAGAACGAACAUGACUACAUCACUCUGCCCGCUUAUGCCAUCGACUACAUCUGGACCCCUGAUCCUUAUGUCACCAACUCCAAGGAUUCUGCGAUAACAAAACUGACGACGACCUACGCAUCGCUGACCCUCUACAGGAACCACACGAUCCGGUACUCCGCUCGGGUCUACAGCAUCAUAGGGUGCCAAAUGGAAUUCAGGGAGUACCCCAUGGACGUACAGACCUGCCACAUGAUUUUCCAGAGCUUUAUGCAUUCCCAUUCCGAGGUGGCGUUCCAGUGGCGCAAAUGGUCACCGGUGAUGAUCAACAAGGAGUUGAAGCUCCUCCAGUUCUCCCUCGAACAACCCUUGAAAAACUACGUCAGGUUAAGCGAGGAGAACGAACAUGGAGAUGGUACGAGAAACACGCAACAGCUGGUGGUGGAACUCGAGUUCUCGCGAGAAAUAGGCCACCACAUAGUACAGACCUUCGUCCCGUCGUUCCUGGUCGUGACGCUCUCCUGGUUCAGCUUCUGGCUCGGCCUGGAAGCCAUCCCCGGCCGGGUGACUCUCCUGGUCACGUCCUUACUCACCCUGACGACGCUCUUCACGGGGAUCAAGGAGGGACUCCCUCCCGUGGCCUACGUCAAGGCCAUCGACGUGUGGAUGGCAGGCUGCAUGGUAUUCGUCUUUGCUGCCCUGGGCGAGUUCGUCGUCGUCAGGGUGUUAAACGUGAUGCACGUCAGUAGACAGGUAGAACCAGUGUUCCCCCCACCAACACCCGUCCAACCAAUUCAGACGCCCUCUGCAACAGCGGCCAAGGCGGAUCAACGAAGCGAUUAUCUGCGUCGUGUGGCUAUGACUAAUGGAACUGCAGAUAACGAGGACAAAGCGAUAGCUGCUCAUAACAACAAAGUUAACCAAGCCAUGAACCCGCUGGAAAACGGGAGCAUCCCCUGCAACCUCCACACGAGAAGCAGAUCAGCGUGGGACGCCGAGAGCGCUGGUUUCCGACGGCCGAACGGAGGGAGGUUCUCCCUGGCGUGGAACGACCCGAAGACGGGGGAGAAGAAGAUCCUGUGGAAGGAGAUCGAUAAGGCUUCGAGGAUAGUUUUCCCGCUCAUGUUUUUACUCUUCAUGUCGAUAUAUUUCCCGAUUUUACUCUCUAGGGCUUUCUAAUAAUUAUUAUAGAAAUAUAUUCCCCUCUCGCCCUCUCUCCUGGCUUCUGCGUAAAUCAGGCCUGUAGUAUGAUAAGGUAGAUGGAAGAGACUCAUUACAAACGGCGACCCCAAAUAAGGAAAAAGCUGGGAAGAAGAAGAG
Molecule: messenger RNA, 2576 nt
Organism: Macrobrachium nipponense
Lineage: Eukaryota; Metazoa; Arthropoda; Malacostraca; Decapoda; Palaemonidae
Product: glycine receptor subunit alpha-4-like
Exons: 11
Coding region: 942-2435 (497 amino acids)
Biological process (GO): regulation of membrane potential; nervous system process; chemical synaptic transmission
Cellular component (GO): neuron projection; plasma membrane; synapse
Molecular function (GO): chloride channel activity; transmitter-gated monoatomic ion channel activity involved in regulation of postsynaptic membrane potential; transmembrane signaling receptor activity
Source: RefSeq, a predicted model, not a curated record